Molecule: messenger RNA, 953 nt
Organism: Pseudopipra pipra
Lineage: Eukaryota; Metazoa; Chordata; Aves; Passeriformes; Pipridae
Gene: HOPX
Product: HOP homeobox
Exons: 3
Coding region: 364-585 (73 amino acids)
Biological process (GO): cell differentiation; regulation of transcription by RNA polymerase II
Cellular component (GO): nucleus
Molecular function (GO): DNA binding
Source: RefSeq, a predicted model, not a curated record
UGCAGGAAACAGCCCCAGCAGCCCUCGCCCGGGGCCCGUAGGACGGUGUCCAUCAGCCCGGAGAGUGGCGGGACGAGCCCCGACGGCUGCCGGUGACACCCGUCCGAGAGCCCCGCAGCGCGUACAACCAUGCGUUGAGCCCUGCCAAGGAGAGUGGAUGCCAAACCUGAAUUACCAGCCCAGAGAGUGGCUGUGGAUCCCGGGAGCUCCUGUGAUUUGCGGCAGGUUUUUCAGGUCCCCGCCUGUCACACACACACGCAGAUACUUAAGCAGUCACCCAAGGACCUGCGGGGUUCUUGUUUUACACACUUCUGGUCCCUGCCAGCUCCAGUGCCUGGCCCCAUAGCCCUGCCCCAGGAGAAGAUGGCCACGGAAAAGCCAGUGACUCCCACUGAGGAGCAGCUGGAGAUCCUGGAGUACAACUUCUGCAAGGUGAACAAGCAUCCUGACCCCACUACACUGUGCCUCAUUGCAGCUGAGACUGGACUCUCUGAGGAGCAGACCCUGAAAUGGUUCAAGCAGCGCCUGGCAGAGUGGAGGAAGUCUGAAGGGCUGCCCUCAGAAAGCGGGUCUGUCAGGGACUAGAGGAUGUUGCUCUGAUCUCCAUGCCUCCUAUAAAUGACAAUGAAGCUCUUCAGAGUGGGUUUUGCUGGGGUUCUUCUGUUGCAAUAGGUUUUGCGAUACAAAGUAAUACUCUGCUAUUUAACAUAAGUUUUAUUUAACAUGUACAUAACCAAAAAAAAGAACAUUAUAUAUAUAUAUAUAUAUAUAUAUAUGUAUGUGUGUGUGUAUACAGCUUUUGAUGGCUGGUAACCUGUCUGGUGAUUCCAACCCAUUAACACCAGCUGCACAGGACAAGGCAAUCUCAUGCUCUUGUCCCAGGCUUGCAGAAAAGCUGCCAUGAAACAUGUUCAAAUAUAGAAGGAGGAAAUAAAGAUUCAUUUUCCUUACAA